AUCCGCCUCGCGCACAGGCAAAGGAGUGGCGGCGGGAACCUCUGAACGCGAAGUGCGGGACUGUCGCUGACCUUGGUGCUGAAAGCCACUGAACUGUCACUUUCCACCGAAAACAAGGAUCGGGAGCAACACUUUUGUAUUUUAUAAAAUAAAUAAAUAAUAAUAAUAAUAAAACACUUAUUUGAUCGUACAUUCGCUCGUUUUUUUAUUCGCUCGAUAUUUUGUUUACUCCGACCUUUUGUGUGCGUUUAUUCAUUUAUUCAAAUCUGAGAUGGCAUCGAAUGCCCUUAUCGCGCGCGGAGCGGUUUAUGAGUUUAUAAGUAUGAGCAGACAGGGCCAGACCACUCCUGAUAUCUCUCUAGUGUAGGUGUUUUGUUUUUUUCUAAAUCGCCCGCAGUUCGCUCUGAACACCGUCGUGAAUUUCCUUAUCCGUCUUACUGAUUCAUUGAUCCGCUGAGUAUCGGUCCGGUCUUUUCACACUGUGACAUGGUACUUUAACAUUAACGAAAAAAAGAGGGAUUAUCACUUUUGGACAUGGAUACUCCAAAGGAGCCUGGUUUCAAGCCCAGCAAAGAGGGGCUGAAACAACUAGCGGGGAAGACACUGGGGCACAUGCACAAGGUGAUGGAAAGGCGUCAAAAGACUGGCGAGACCAUUGAACUGACCGAGGAUGGACGACCUGCUCAGACCAAAGAGAAAAAGCCACCUUUGUGCGACUGCACGUGCUUUGGACUUCCGCGCCGAUACAUCAUCGCCAUCAUGAGCGGCCUCGGGUUCUGCAUCUCUUUCGGUAUUCGGUGCAAUUUAGGCGUGGCCAUAGUGAGCAUGGUUAACAACAGCACCAUACACCUGAACGGAAAGAUCAUCAUCAAAGAGAAGGCAAAGUUCAACUGGGACCCGGAAACAGUGGGAAUGAUUCAUGGAUCGUUUUUCUGGGGUUAUAUUGUGACACAAAUUCCCGGAGGAUACAUUUCCUCGAGACUGGCGGCAAACAGGGUCUUUGGCGCAGCUAUCAUCCUCACGUCGAUACUGAAUAUGUUCAUCCCCUCAGCUGCACGUGUACAUUAUGGUUGCGUCAUAUUCGUCAGGAUAUUACAAGGGCUUGUAGAGGGAGUGACCUACCCAGCUUGCCAUGGGAUCUGGAGUAAGUGGGCCCCUCCACUGGAAAGAAGUCGCCUGGCCACAACCUCCUUCUGUGGAUCCUAUGCUGGAGCUGUCAUUGCCAUGCCGCUAGCUGGGAUCCUUGUGCAGUACACUGGCUGGUCAUCUGUUUUCUACGUCUAUGGCUGUUUUGGGAUCGUAUGGUAUAUGUUCUGGAUCUUGGUGUCAUAUGAAAGCCCAGCUGAACACCCCACCAUCACAGAUGAAGAACGCUGCUACAUCGAGGAGAGUAUCGGAGAGUCCGCUAAGCUGCUAGGUCCUGCAGAAAAAUUCAAGACACCUUGGAGGAAAUUUUUCACAUCCAUGCCUGUCUAUGCAAUCAUUGUGGCCAACUUCUGCAGGAGUUGGACCUUCUACUUGCUGCUCAUCAGCCAGCCUGCAUACUUUGAGGAAGUGUUUGGCUUUGAAAUUAGCAAGGUUGGCAUGCUUUCAGCUCUGCCUCAUUUGGUGAUGACCAUUAUCGUGCCCAUUGGGGGACAGAUAGCUGAUUUCCUCCGUAGCAAAAACAUCCUGUCCACCACUACCGUUCGGAAGAUCAUGAACUGUGGAGGCUUUGGAAUGGAGGCCACUCUGUUGUUGGUUGUAGGUUUCUCCCACAGUAAAGGGGUAGCCAUUUCAUUCCUUGUGUUGGCUGUUGGCUUCAGUGGGUUUGCAAUAUCAGGGUUUAAUGUCAAUCAUUUAGACAUCGCUCCUCGCUAUGCCAGUAUUCUCAUGGGAAUCUCUAAUGGAGUGGGAACUCUGUCAGGAAUGGUGUGCCCUCUAAUUGUGGGUGCCAUGACCAAACACAAGACCCGAGAAGAGUGGCAGUACGUGUUUCUUAUCGCUUCACUGGUGCAUUAUGGUGGUGUAAUCUUCUACGGCAUCUUUGCCUCGGGGGAUAAGCAGCCGUGGGCGGAUCCGGAGCAGACCAGUGAGGAGAAGUGUGGUUUCAUUGACGAAGAUGAGCUGGCUGAGGAAACAGGGGACAUCACCCAGAGCUACGGUGCCCUGGGAGGUCCAGUCAAGACCUAUGGUGCCACCACACAGUUGAACGGAGGAUGGGCUGAAGGAUGGGAUAAACGAGAGGAGUAUGUACAGGAGGGUGUGGAGGAAGGGGGUUAUGGAUACAGGCAAGGUGGGAAUUAAUCCUAGACCUUGCAAAUACACACUCUAAGGCACACAGCUCUACACAUACAUCAACAUAAAUACAGCACAGUAUAAAAAUGUAUGCCCACACUAUAUAUUUUGUUGUGUUUGUGAGUUCGAAAAAAGAUGACCUAUUAACCUACUGUAUAAAAAAAAUAUUAAAUUGUUGUAAGUUUGCACAAAUUUAAAUGUUCAAAUAAAUUUGAAUUUAAAUGAGUAAAUCAUAAAGGAUAAAUUAUACAAAGCAGAUGUAACAUGUGACUUUAUUUCAAGUGCAAUCAUGUGUAAUAUUGUGAAACAGUUUUUCACAAUUAUUCUGAGCCUUGGCAGCAUAGAGAAGCCUGUAGUGUUAGUCAGGCAACUGGAUUCCAGAACCAAGGCUUAAAUAAUGAACCUGUCUGUAAUCAUUCAUGGAGAAAUUCUAACCAAACAACUUGUUUUCACUGUCUUUUCUUUCUGAUUGCACUAAGAGCUGUGUGAUGUCAUUUAACUGCACAACAAAAUGAGUUUGUUUAUACCUCAUUAUGUGUUACUUGUUUGUCGUACAAAUAAUGUUUCUGAGAGAUUAAAGAGGACUUUAGUAUUAGACACUGGAGAGAAAAGCACAGUUUUUAGAUGAUGAAAUAAAAGCAACAAAAGUGUUCCUCAAGCUCAACAAGUCAAGCAGUUUCAAUCACAUAUAUUUUCGGAAGGUGCUGUUCAAUGCAAUGUUUGCUGAGAUGUGCAAACAAAAUUUCAAUUGUUAUUUAUGGGGCUUGGUAAGGGUAAAAAAGGGGAAAUGUCAGACAAUUUAAAAUAUUUGGAAACAUUAUGGCAAGAGCUACACAAAGCAAAACCACAGUGUGUCAAGGCUAGCCAACUCUUUAAUUUCUUUCUUUUUUUUUCUCGUUUGUUUAUUCAUUUGUUUUCUUUCAAAUACUCACUCCAUGCCAUCUUGAGCUGUGAAUGUUAGUUAUGCAUGGGUCAAAACUGUUUUUGUUUUUACAAAAACUGGUCGUUUUCAUUUUUACUUGUCAAAGACUUAUUUUAGUUUCCUAAACUGUUACUGGUGUGUCAAUUCCUUUGCGCAAUUAACCAAAGGUAACCUGUAGUGUGGGCUUUUAGCUGGGAUGGGGGAAAAAUUUCCAUUAAGAAGACAAGGGAGACCUGUGAAAAGGGCUGAUAUAGUCCUAGCAGCAGGCAAUAACCAUAUUCAAUGUACAAAGCAAUAAAUCCUUGGUAACAGUUACUUAGUAGUCACUUCAUCUAAAAAUACGUAAUACAUUAGCACAUUUGACGGUAAUAAUUUUUGGUUUACAUGUUUUUGUGAUGACAAUUGAAAAAAAAUAUAUGAAAAGAUUAAACAAUUACUUACUGUUAAAAAAUAAUAUAUAAAUAUAUUUAGAUUUAGCAAGAGUCCAGCGCAACUCUCUUUACUAUGAAGAGCUUUUGUGCUGGGCCCACUCACCAGAAGAGAAUGAUUCUUAAGUGUCACCUGCAACUGGUUCCUGUGUGAAACUUACCAAGGUUCUCAGUCCCGCAAGUGGCCACACUUCUGUAGUUGUCCUGUAUGGUUGCUAGUGGUUGCUUUUUGAGAGUAUGCUGUUUAGCCUGAUAUCUUUUAUGUUAAUUAUUUAUUUAUUUUUUACUUCCCUUUCGUUUCUGGUCUGUAUUUUGUCUGUGGCAAAAAAAAAAAAAAAAAAGAAAAAAAAACCCCUCCCUUUUCCCUCUUUUUCCUUGUAUUUUCCUACAACUGUUGCAAUAUUCAGUGACAUAAGGAUUGUGUGUAAAGGUAUUCAGAAAUCUUCAAAAAUGACAGUAAUUUGUCUGAUGAUGUUGAGGUACCUUAUUCUUGUUCCCUGCCUAAGAGUGAAGUGUAAUUUUAUGACUUCUUUUGCUGUGUUACUGUAAAUGGAGAAGUAUUUUGACGUGAACUUGAAAUGCUCUAUAUAGCCUUUUUUUAUAUAAAAUAAUGACAAAAGUGUA
This is a messenger RNA of Myxocyprinus asiaticus (Chinese sucker), 4251 nucleotides long. Its product is annotated as vesicular glutamate transporter 2.1-like. Gene Ontology annotation, molecular function: neurotransmitter transmembrane transporter activity; L-glutamate transmembrane transporter activity. Gene Ontology annotation, biological process: regulation of synapse structure or activity; synaptic transmission, glutamatergic; monoatomic anion transport. The record is from RefSeq and is a predicted model, not a curated record. Gene Ontology annotation, cellular component: excitatory synapse; synaptic vesicle membrane. The transcript is spliced from 12 exons. The coding region runs from base 535 to 2286 and encodes 583 amino acids. Lineage: Eukaryota; Metazoa; Chordata; Actinopteri; Cypriniformes; Catostomidae.